AUGGCCAGUUCACAGCGAUCGUCUGCGAGUUACUCCUCCUCCACCGUUACUUCUUCGACUCCUCCUAAGCUAGAUACCAAAUUUGGUGCUCCUCUUCUUUCUCCUCCGCCGUCAUCUUCACCGUCAAUACCAAGGUUCCCUCCUCCGCCGGUAAUACAGCCUAAUCAGAUCCCCUCUCCGUCGAUAAAGACUCCCAAUUUACCAUCCCCCGCAAAUGGGAUACGAGCCGGGAGCCCCCUGCCGCACAUGAGCACGCCCCCUGGCCCACCGGUGUUUUCGUCUCCUCUGCAACCAGCUGCCGUCCCGUUUAGAACUUCUCCUGCAACUCCUCAGCCCGUCGCGUAUUCCUCUGGUUCUUCACUACCCACAUCCUCACCACCUCCACACUUUUCUAAUGGGUCGGUUGACUUUCAGCAUCAAUCAUCCGAUGUUACAGAGGAACUGGACAAUUCUGCUGAGUAUCCAAAUGUUUUGUUCUCAGCUCACAAGGUUCUGAAACAAAAGAAACUGGCUAAUGUGCCCAGUUUAGGGUUUGGUGCAUUAGUUUCUCCUGGCAGGGAUGUGUCACUAGGUCCUCAGAUAAUCCAGCGUGAUCCACAUCGCUGCCAAAACUGUGGAGCUUAUGCCAAUCUUUACUGCAAUAUCUUACUUGGUUCAGGCCAAUGGCAAUGUGUAAUAUGUAGGAACUUGAAUGGAAGUGAAGGGGAAUACAUUGCUCCAAGCAAAGAAGAGCUCAGAAAUCUGCCUGAACUAUCAUCUCCUCUGGUUGAUUAUGUCCGGACUAGCAACAAAAGACCUGGUUUUGUUCCUUUAUCUGAAUCCAGAAUAUCAGCCCCAGUUGUUCUGGUAAUUGAUGAGUGUUUAGACGAACAACACCUGCAGCAUCUGCAGAGCUCUUUGCAUGCAUUUGUGGAUUCCUUGCCCCAAACAACUAGAGUUGGAAUUGUGCUUUAUGGUCGCACGGUUUCAGUAUAUGAUUUCUCUGAAGAAUCUAUGGCAUCUGCAGAUGUGCUUCCUGGUGACAAAUCACCUAGUGAAGAGGCAUUAAGGGUAUUACUAUAUGGAAGUGGGAUUUAUUUGUCGCCAGUCCAUGCUUCUCUUCCAGUGGCACAUGGGAUCCUGUCAUCGUUGAUGCCAUAUAAAAUGAACAAUCUUCCUGAAGUUUCCAGGGAUCGAUGCUUAGGUACUGCAGUGGAGGUUGCUAUGGCAAUCAUUCAGGGUCCAUCGCCUGAAAUGUCAAGAGCGGUUGUCAAAAGGCCUGGUGGAAAUGGCAGGAUUAUUGUCUGCGCUGGUGGGCCGAACACUUAUGGCCCUGGUUCAGUUCCUCAUUCUCCGAGUCAUCCGAACUAUCCACAUUUGGAGAAAACUGCAAUGAAAUGGAUGGAGACUCUAGGCCGUGAAGCUCAAAAUCGCAAUACGGUGGUUGAUAUACUUUGCGCUGGGACAUGCCCUGUGCGUGUUCCCAUUCUGCAACCUCUUGCAAAAUCAUCCGGGGGUGUUCUCAUCCUCCAUGAUGACUUUGGGGAAGCCUUUGGUGUGAACUUGCAGAGGGCAUCCACGAGGGCUGCAGGUUCCCAUGGUUUGUUGGAAAUCAGGUGUUCGGAUAACAUAUUUGUUAGUCAAGUGAUUGGCCCAGGCGAGGAGGCGCACACGGACAAUCAUGAGUCUUUUAAGUCUGAUAAUGCUGUUCCUAUUCAGAUGCUGAGUGUUGAAGAAACACAGUGUUUUGCUAUAUCAAUGGAGACUCGUGGGGAUAUCAAGAGCGAUUUUGUGUACUUCCAAUUCGGGAUUCAGUAUUCAAACGUGUAUCAAGCAGAUAUCUCAAGAGUAAUUACUGUUAAGCUCCCUACAGUGGACAGUAUUUCAGCUUAUCUGGAGAGUGUUCAGAGUGAAGUGGCUGCUGUUCUAAUCGGUAAAAGGACUCUUUUACGAGCCAAAAACUUCCGUGAUGCUGUCGAUAUGCGAGUGACUCUUGAUGAGAGGAUUAAAGAUGUUGCGAGUAAGUUUGGUUCCCAGGUUCCCAAGUCAAAGCAUUAUCGGUACCCUAAAGAGCUUUCGUCACUGCCUGAGCUCUUGUUUCAUCUUAGAAGAGGCCCACUCUUGGGAAGUAUACUUGGUCAUGAAGAUGAAAGGUCUGUUUUGCGGGCUUUAUUCCUGAAUGCAUCCUUUGAUCUGUCCCUUCGUAUGCUUGCGCCGCGUUGUCUAAUGCAUCGUGAAGGCGGGACUUUUGAGGAACUACCAGCUUAUGACCUUGCUAUGCAGUCUGACACUGCAGUUGUUCUUGACCAUGGAACUGAUAUCUUUAUUUGGCUGGGUGCCGAACUUGCUGCACAGGAAGGAAUGAGUGCAGCAGCUUUGGCAGCGUGUAGGACUUUGGCUGAGGAGCUCAGUGAGCUUCGGUUUCCUGCUCCUAGAAUUCUUGCUUUUAAGGAGGGGAGCUCUCAGGCUCGAUAUUUUGUUUCUCGCCUCAUACCAGCGCAUAAAGACCCUCCUUAUGAGCAGGAGGCAAGGUUUCCUCAGCUUCGAACUUUGACUACUGAACAGCGAUUGAAGCUGAAAAGUAAUUUUGUUCACUUUGAUGAUCCUAGCUUUUGUGAGUGGAUGCGGAGUUUGAAUGUUGUGCCACCCGAGCCAACUUGCUGA
Messenger RNA from Striga hermonthica, 2643 nucleotides. Lineage: Eukaryota; Viridiplantae; Streptophyta; Magnoliopsida; Lamiales; Orobanchaceae. The record is from the annotation of a GenBank genome assembly.